Molecule: messenger RNA, 519 nt
Organism: Neurospora tetrasperma FGSC 2508
Lineage: Eukaryota; Fungi; Ascomycota; Sordariomycetes; Sordariales; Sordariaceae
Exons: 1
Coding region: 1-519 (172 amino acids)
Source: RefSeq, a predicted model, not a curated record
AUGAAUAGUAUCGUACCCAAGAGAAAGAUCCGGAUUUCCUGGAUCGUCGAUCCCAACCAGACCAAGGAUCGGCGAUAUGUCAAUAACGACGUCCCGAUCGCCAUUACGGAAGAGAUUUGCCGCGAGGAAGCGGACCGCCUGAAGCUGACUUGCGUCGUCAUCAGGCAGCUUGCCCAUGAGACUCGAAAUGUGUACAAGAACGGCAGGACCGUCACAGUAUACGAUGCUGAAAGUGGGCAGUGGAGGAACGCCCAGCAAAAGGCGGACUCCUACUUCACCGUCUAUAUGGGAGUCAGCAAGAGCCAAGUCUUGCUACAAGGCCACAUCUAUGUCAUCUGGGACCCCGUAGAGUUCGGUAAUCUCAAGAAGAUGACUGACCCCCUCAAUCAAAGGAAAUAUAUCAGCCAAGGGCCAAGGGGGAGGAUGAUUAUCGCUCCUGCGACGCGGCAACUACCGUUCCAUCAUCAUCAUCAUCACCAUACAUCACCAGGAAAAAUCAUGUACCCUCUUCACAUAUAG